This is a messenger RNA of Trachymyrmex cornetzi, 1283 nucleotides long. It is a transcript of the gene Ndfip, whose product is annotated as Nedd4 family interacting protein. Gene Ontology annotation, molecular function: WW domain binding. Bases 1 to 735 code for a protein of 244 amino acids. NCBI's taxonomy places the organism in Eukaryota, Metazoa, Arthropoda, Insecta, Hymenoptera, Formicidae. The record is from RefSeq and is a predicted model, not a curated record. The transcript is spliced from 6 exons. Gene Ontology annotation, cellular component: perinuclear region of cytoplasm; endoplasmic reticulum; Golgi apparatus. Gene Ontology annotation, biological process: ubiquitin-dependent protein catabolic process; positive regulation of protein ubiquitination; vacuolar transport.
AUGGACAGUAACGCCCGUCAUAAUACGCCACCUCAAGCAGGUACAGAUACUGGUGGCGAAACAUCAAGUCAAAACGAAAUUCCUACAGUUACUGUAGCAAUGCCAUUUAUGCAAGUCGACAUGCUUGGACAUUCUGGAGCAUCCACUGCUGCUGCACACUCUACAACGAUAAACCGAAUGUCUGAUGGGGAAGAGAUUCCACCUCCAAAACUAGAUUUCUCCGCACCACCACCUUAUGAAGUAGCUACAAAAUUACCCAGUUAUGAAGAGGUUCAGCGUGAAAAGACUCUACAGGGAGAGCCACAACCUCAAAUACACAUGCCAGGAAAUAUUAGACCACCACAACAGCCUUUAACAAUAUUGGCAAUAGAUACUGAAGCUGCGGAAGGAGAUCCAGAAAGUGGGCUACUUGGUACAGAUUUUAUGUUCUUCACAGCGUUUCUUGUCGCAUUUUUAUUCAACUGGAUCGGAUUUUUGUUACUGAUGUGUUUCUGUCACACUAUUGCUUCUCGUUACGGUGCACUAGCUGGCUUUGGAUUGUCUCUUACAAAGUGGACACUCAUUGUUAAACACUCUACCGACCUUGCUUCGCGAGAGAAUUCAUGGCUUUGGUGGUUGAUAAUGGCAUUUGGUGUUUUAAUUUGUGUACGUGCCAUCAUUCAAUAUUUAAACAUCAAACGAGGAUGGAGAUUACUGUCCGGAAGCGCACAGGAGCGUUUACUUUUUUUCUAUUAAAAAUCAUAAAAUCUGCACCUUUUUUUCUUUAUCAACUUGGCUUUAGAACAAACAAGCAUUUCUAUGUGGGGUCAUAUUUGUAUAAUAUAUAAUCGACUUUCUCUCUUAAGGGAGAGCAUCGUGUAGAUCGUAAUAUCUGUCAAUCGUAUCUAUAUAGAACAAAAAUGAGAACUUUAAAAUGAUUUGCCAAAUUUACUGUGUGAAACGGAUUAGUACGACUUAAAAAAACGACGAAAAGAAUUAGCUCGUUUUUUGCAUAUACUCAUAAAUGGAGGACCUACAAACGCUAUUUUAUGUGAUGUUACAUAUAGACUACGGGAAAAAGCAAAUGUACAUUUUUAUUGCUCAAAAUAAUAAUACGAACAAUGCUUUAAAUUAAUGAUUUUAUUCAUUUUAAGCGUUAUUCAUUUGAAUGCAAAUCACUGAAGAAGGUAAAUGUGCAGAGCGCAUGUCAAAUCGCAAUUUAUGAAAAACUAACAAGUCAAAAUGAAUCACGUAAAGAGAUAAAAUAUACGAUUCGUUAUUAUUUCGAAAAAAUAAAUGAUAAA